GAUGACAAUGAUGUGGCAACACAUUCGCACUAGAGUUAACAGCUACACGAUAGCGAACUAGAACAACAACAACAACAACAACAACAUACACCUCAAAAGCAGAUUCUCUCAUUAACAUUCUUGAAAGAACAUAAUGGGUGUCGUAUGUGUGUAUGCUUUUCCUGUUCCUGAGGGUAAAAGCGGACAACAAGUUGUGGAUUUAUUACAGAAGGAAGUUGAACUUCUUGGUGCUGUCAAAACUGGCAGUUUUAAUGUAGAUUGUGAAACCUAUAAUUCAGUGAACCUGCCAGGAGGCACACAACGUCUGAUCCAUGUUCUACACAACAAUGAACAGCCUGCCUCCUGUUUCUCUGUGCUGGACACAGGUACAACUCUUAUUGCUGAUGUCCUGUUUGAGGUGCUUAUUGCUAAAAUCACUCAGGUUAAAGCAGGGAAAGAUCCAUUCUAUCAACAGAGAAAAGGAUUCAAGAUGGAAUCCAAGGGGCCAAGAUAUGAACUAAGUGACUUUGUUAUCAAAAUUGGAUCAGUGUCAAUGGCAUCAAAUUUCAAAGGAAUUCUUGUAGAGGUGGAAUACUGUCCUUGCAGCAUACCAAAUGAAUGUUGGAAUCUUAUGAGAGAACUGAUGCAAAGCUUUCUUGGCAAUGUAGCAGAAACCCCACCAACGUUAGUGAAGAACAAAAUGGAUGCGUUUUAUACACCCGGAGAUACAAUAAAUCAGUACCUUGAACACUUCACUAAUUUCCGUAAACAAACGAAUGUGAAUCAGCCAAUUAGAUGAUGCAGUUGCAAGAUUGUGGCAGUUAUUUUAAAGUAAAUAUUAAGUUUCCAACAACUUUUGAAUGAACAAUGCCAUCGUUACAGUAACUGGUAUUACUGGAGACUAUGAGGGACCUCAAGCAGAGCAAGGAGAUAUAAAUUUAAAAUGCACGUACACAUUUAUUAUUGUGUUUUUAAAGGGACUGAUAGAACAUAUUACAGUACAACACAGAUUGCUGGGAGUCGCAAUGGGAAGAGCAAAAUAAUAGUGUCAUCCAGGGUUUUGAGGCCAUAAGUUUACCAACCAAAAUGUACCUUGGAAAGUAAAAGGCGCUGAUCUUCAGAUUUCGGCUAAAAUGAUCUUUUCUUAAAAUGGAAGUUGUGUCAUACAAUGUCAUGUAUUAUGAACAUUAGAACAUGAGAUUUUUGUUUCUAAACUAUCAUAAAAAUGCCAAAUCAAAACAAAUAUAUGCACAAGUGGAGAAUCGAACCCGGGUCGCCACUGCAAUACAUAUUUACCUGAGGUCUAGACCAAUAAACUAAGGAUGAAUACGUAUGUAAUGGACAGUAAUUUUAAAGCUCUAUAAUUAGAGCAGUUUAUCAACGGUACACCUUUUUAGAUGCUUUGCAAUUUUGAAUGGAAAAAAUAAAACAACUCAUUCUUA
Messenger RNA from Mercenaria mercenaria, 1421 nucleotides. Its product is annotated as mediator of RNA polymerase II transcription subunit 20-like. The coding region runs from base 134 to 778 and encodes 214 amino acids. The transcript is spliced from 4 exons. Gene Ontology annotation, molecular function: transcription coactivator activity. NCBI's taxonomy places the organism in Eukaryota, Metazoa, Mollusca, Bivalvia, Venerida, Veneridae. Gene Ontology annotation, cellular component: mediator complex. The record is from RefSeq and is a predicted model, not a curated record. Gene Ontology annotation, biological process: regulation of transcription by RNA polymerase II.